Messenger RNA from Leucoraja erinaceus (little skate), 1704 nucleotides. RefSeq names its product homeobox protein Nkx-2.2a-like. The coding region runs from base 316 to 1242 and encodes 308 amino acids. The transcript has 2 exons. Gene Ontology annotation, molecular function: RNA polymerase II cis-regulatory region sequence-specific DNA binding; DNA-binding transcription factor activity, RNA polymerase II-specific. NCBI's taxonomy places the organism in Eukaryota, Metazoa, Chordata, Chondrichthyes, Rajiformes, Rajidae. Gene Ontology annotation, biological process: regulation of transcription by RNA polymerase II; cell differentiation. The record is from RefSeq and is a predicted model, not a curated record. Gene Ontology annotation, cellular component: nucleus.
UCUCACAUACACACACUGUGCAGGUUCAUGUAUUGUAACCAGCCCGACAGGACCAGAUCAGCAGUAGAAAUGGCUCAUUCCUUCGACCUCACAGUGGGCGCGAAGUAGGAUUCGAACAGGGGCAGAAGCUUUGAUCAUUUUGCCAGCCUUACAAUAUUAUGAUUUCCCCUCCCUCUCUAUCUCUUUCUCUCUUUGGGGGAGAGGGAAGUCACACGUUAAAUAUUGACACUAAAUGGUGUGGUUCGACAGGAGCAAAGCUCGAACAGCACUAAACACCGACCCGCCUUCGCUCUGCGUUUUUUUGUGUCUGUGUGCAUGAGAGUGUCUCUCUUUUUCAACAGCGGAUUGAAAGGGGAGGGGGGGGGAAAGCUGCAACUUUCCUUGCAUAAAUUUGGCCAGAAUAUGUCGCUGACCAACACAAAGACGGGCUUUUCAGUAAAGGACAUCUUGGACCUCCCGGACACCAACGACGAGGACGGCUCGGCGGCGGAGGCGACGGAGGAAGACGGCGAGGCUUCCGGAUCGCCCCAAACUUCGGGGUUUGCCAGGCAAAGUUCGCUGGAAACUGUACAGAGGCUCCCGCUGAAGAACCCCUUUUACGAUAGCGCCGAUAAUCCGUACACCCGGUGGCUGGCCACGACCGAGAGCAUCCAGUAUUCGUUACACGGGAUUUCAACCAGCAACUCAAAACAGCAAAACUCCUCGAGUAAGUCUUCGGAUCCUUCGGCGGACGAGUCGCAGGAUAAUGCAACCGAGACUUCAAGCAACGACAGCGAGUCGGGCAAGAAAAGGAAACGACGGGUACUCUUUUCGAAAGCUCAGACUUACGAACUGGAGAGGCGUUUCAGGCAACAGAGAUACCUGUCGGCGCCCGAGAGAGAGCACCUCGCCAGUCUGAUCAGACUCACGCCCACCCAGGUGAAGAUCUGGUUUCAAAACCACAGGUAUAAGAUGAAGCGGGCCAGAGCCGAGAAAGGUAUGGACGUGAAUCCUCUACCCUCACCCAGAAGAGUGGCCGUACCGGUUCUAGUGAGGGACGGCAAACCAUGUCACGCUAGUAUGGUGACGAACGCUCUCAAAAGCCAGGACUUGGCUACGGCUACCUUCCAAACCAGCAUCGCCUUCCCAGCUUAUACCACGCAGUCCCUCCAACACAUGCAAUAUAACACCCAUUUCAGCUCUGCCAGUAAUCCCCAGUAUCACACACACCCUCUGGUCCAGAGCCAGCAAUGGACUUGGUGAACCGUUGCGUAAGAAAGGACUGCUUGAGAACUGGGCAUUAUAUAUAUAUUAAAUGAAUAUAUAUAGUAUAUAUGUAUGUGCGUGCAUGUGUGUGUGUAUGUACCUAUAUACAUAUAUACCGGCACAACAUACGUUUGGGACCGUGAUUCAGCUGAGCUUUUUUUUUGUCGCCGUCUGUUUACAAAUUAUAUUGACUAUGAAACCGGUUUUCUGCGUGUUUAGAACUGCGAAUUCAGCGCUCUUGUGACUUGUAAAGUAUGUCUUUGUAUUGUAGGAAUGUUUUCUCGUCACUUACAUUUGUUGUAUAAAAGGCAAGUGAGUACAAAAAAAAACUUUUGAAAUCAUGAAGAAACAUUUUAUUUCGCAUUCCCCAUUUUUUUAAAAAUAUGAAACUUGAGAUAUUUAUGGCCCUUUGUAAUCGGAUGUUUAGUUGGGUCCGUUUUUGGUUUUGACGAGGGUACG